This is a messenger RNA of Cyprinodon tularosa, 2926 nucleotides long. Its product is annotated as prolyl endopeptidase. The record is from RefSeq and is a predicted model, not a curated record. Gene Ontology annotation, cellular component: cytosol. Gene Ontology annotation, biological process: proteolysis. The transcript is spliced from 14 exons. Lineage: Eukaryota; Metazoa; Chordata; Actinopteri; Cyprinodontiformes; Cyprinodontidae. Gene Ontology annotation, molecular function: oligopeptidase activity; serine-type endopeptidase activity. The coding region runs from base 72 to 2297 and encodes 741 amino acids.
CCGGCCGAAAAACUCGUUGACUGUGUGUGUAACGGGGAGCAUCUCCUCUCAAGCUUUAACGCUACGAGUGAAUGAUUCCCAGGUUCCGCAAAGUCAUUUCAAAGCCUCUGCUGCAGUCACUGUGCAAGUUUUCUGUGUUGCGCCAUUCUCGAAAUCUUACGUCCAAAAUGGCUUUUCAGUAUCCCCAAGCUUACCGCGACGAGGCUGUUGUGGAUGACUACCAUGGCUGCAAAGUACCGGAUCCGUACAGCUGGCUGGAGGAUCCAGACAGUGAGAAGACACAGGCAUUCGUCAAUGCUCAGAACCAGCUUACGUUGCCAUUUUUAGAACAGUGUGAGGUCCGGGAUCUUUUCAAGGAGCGCAUGACUGAGCUGUACGACUAUCCAAAGUAUAGUUGCCCGUUUAAGAGGGGAAACAGGUACUUUCACUUUUACAACACGGGUCUUCAGAACCAGAGUGUAAUGUAUGUGCAGGAGAGUUUAGACGCUGAACCCACUGUCUUCUUGGAUCCAAACACAUUUUCUGAAGAUGGCACUGUUGCUCUUCGAGGCUAUGCAUUUUCUGAGGAUGGAGAGUACCUGGCCUAUGGCACCAGUGCCAGUGGGUCUGACUGGGUAGAAAUCCACUUCUUGCGAGUGGAAGGCGCGGUAGAGCUGAAGGACCGCCUUGAGAGGGUCAAAUUUAGCUGCAUGUCCUGGACUUAUGAUGGGAAGGGACUUUUUUACAAUUCAUACCCCGAACAGGACGGAAAAAGUGAUGGCACUGAGACCUCCACGAAUCUGCAUCAGAAGCUUUACUAUCACAUCCUGGGGACUCCACAGUCUGAGGAUGUGCUUUGUGCCGAAUUUCCUGACCACCCCAAAUGGAUGAGUGGGGCUGAGGUAUCAGAUGAUGGGCGCUAUGUGUUGCUGUCAAUCAGAGAAGGCUGUGAUCCGGUCAAUCGGCUUUGGUAUUGUGACCUGCAGACGACAUCGCAGGGCAUAACUGGACUUUUGCCCUGGAUAAAAUUAAUCGAUAACUUUGACGCGGAGUACGAAUACGUCACCAAUGAGGGAACACUGUUUACCUUUAAGACCAAUUUAGACGCCCCGCGUUACAGACUCAUCAACAUCGACUUUGCCUCUCCUGAUCAGAGCAACUGGAAGGAGCUGAUCCCCCAACAUGACAAAGAUGUCAUUGUAUUUGCCACCUGCACGUACUCCAGCUUUCUGUUUGUGUGUUUCCUCCACGACGUCAAGAAUGUCUUGAAGAUGUAUCGUCUGAGCUCAGGAGAGGAGCUGAGAACCUUCCCUCUUGAUGUGGGCUCUAUAGUGGGCUUUACAGGAAGGAAGAGAGAUUCAGAGAUCUUCUAUUAUUUUACCUCCUUUUUAUCACCAGCUAUCAUAUACCAUUGUGACCUAACUAAGGAGCCUCUGCAGCCUCAUGUCUUCAGAGAAGUUAUUGUCAAAGGCUUCAACCCUGCAGACUACCAAACAACUCAGAUCUUCUUUCCCUCUAAGGACGGCACGCAGAUACCCAUGUUUAUUGUACACAAGAAAGGAAUCAAACUGGAUGGCUCCCAUCCAGGUUUUUUGUAUGGCUACGGUGGCUUUAAUAUCUCCAUCACACCGAGUUACAGCGUCUCCCGACUCAUCUUCGUCAGACAUCUUGGUGGUGUUCUGGCUGUCGCCAAUAUUAGAGGAGGGGGGGAGUACGGGGAGACCUGGCACAAAGCUGGCAUGCUUGCAAACAAGCAGAACUGUUUCACAGACUUCCAGUGUGCAGCUGAGUAUCUUAUCAAAGAGGGAUACACGUCACCUUCUAAACUGACUAUAAAUGGAGGCUCUAAUGGUGGCUUGCUCGUUGCUGCCUGUGUAAACCAGCGGCCUGAGCUGUACGGCUGUGCUGUAGCUCAGGUGGGCGUCAUGGACAUGCUGAAGUUCCACAAGUUCACAAUCGGCCACGCAUGGACAACAGACUUUGGCUGUUCAGAAGACAAAGAGCAGUACCAGUGGCUCAUUAAAUACUCCCCUCUCCAUAACAUCCGUGUCCCAGAGGGAAAUGGGGUCCAGUAUCCUGCGGUGCUGCUGCUCACAGGAGACCACGAUGACCGGGUGGUGCCCCUCCACUCUCUCAAAUACAUCGCCACCCUGCAGCACGUUGUGGGUCGCAGCACCAAGCAGACAAAUCCUCUAUUCAUCCUUGUGGACACAAAGUCAGGCCAUGGAGCUGGGAAGCCUACAAGCAAAGUCAUCCAGGAGGUGGCUGAUACCUACGCCUUCAUUGCCCGCUGUCUCAACCUGUCCUGGGUCAAAUAACAUAAAUCUGAUGUUGAAGUCUGACUGGGUUGCUGGUUCCCAUUUACUCAAAUUCAGAGGACUGUUUCUUAUGAACAUUUACACAUGAUCGGUUUAACACUCAAAUGAGAUGUUUAAUGAAUCUGAACUGUUUACCUAAAGUCCGUUAUUUUCCUUUGUCCUGAAGGCCAUCAGUGUUACAACAGCACAAAACCUGUAAAAAAAAGCAGCUCAGCUACUACAUGGUGGGCCAUAUUUGUAUUUCUUUAUGUCUGGGAAUUUUACUCUUAACCAAUACGGUCUUGAGGUAAGAUGUUUAAGAUAUGUGUGUAUGUCCCCCAGCAGCUCCCUGACUGGUGCGUAUUAUUUAAUUCUUGUUUGUGAACAUAAUUGGUUGUUGAAUGGUAUUACUGUCAUGUAGGUUGUUUAUGGGUGUACUGAAAGUAGACUGUAUUACUGAUUUUUGUGUGGAAAGCUGCAAAUGUAACAUUUUGCUGUGUAAUCAUGUGAUGGUCUGACUGCGUGUGAAGGUCGGUUACAAACUUUUUUGCAAACUAAAGUUUUCUACCUCUCGACUCUUGCUGGUUGUUUACCCUGUGGAAGGGAACAACACACAAUGCCAGAACUUCAAUAAACUUUUUAAAGUCUGA